Dreissena polymorpha is the source of this 1899-nucleotide messenger RNA. Its product is annotated as transcription intermediary factor 1-beta-like. The transcript is spliced from 5 exons. The record is from RefSeq and is a predicted model, not a curated record. NCBI's taxonomy places the organism in Eukaryota, Metazoa, Mollusca, Bivalvia, Myida, Dreissenidae. Gene Ontology annotation, molecular function: zinc ion binding. The coding region runs from base 505 to 1803 and encodes 432 amino acids.
CUUUCACUACGUAGCGCAGUAAAAGAGGCAGGGGACCAAACAACGGUUUAUGAUGCUGGGUUUUCCCCUGGGUUUUACGUUUAGAGAUUGAAGGCUAGAAUGUCGAUUUGAAUCUUGUAUAUAAUCUAACAUCUUAGUGUCAGCAGUCACAGCGCUAACCACCCCAAGGCUGAGAGAGACUAUGUCGAGAGUAGCUCAUACUCCGGCGGUCAGUUACAGAUCAGUUACGACAAUCUCAUACUUCUUAUAUAUCCACUAAAUAAAGUUGUAACUGUCAGUGCCUUUGUUGGGAUUCUGCCCCACAUUUUGGAGCUGCUAGUAUUACACAUAAUUCAGCUAUUACCAAUUGAAAGUGAAGUACAUUGGUUAUUAUACUAUCAUAAAACUGUGUGUGUCGACAUUCAACACUUUUUGGUUUUGAUUAUACUCGUAUUUAAAAAAAGUAGUCGAAAAUAGUCGAAUCACAAUUUUUUAAUCAGGGAACAGUCACAUUAUAUAUUGCAAAUGGCAACUUCUGCACAUUCAGUUUAUGAAAGCUCUGAUUUUGUGAAGGACUUUUCCUGUUUUGUUUGCGCAAGUAAAAAUAUCGAAACAAGUGCUGAUAUUUUUUGUGAAACAUGUUUGAAGUGUUUUUGUCAAAAUUGCCUUUAUCACCAUGAUCAAAUGUUUGUAAACCACUCAACACAUGGCAGAGUAGAACAAAAUAAAUGGCCUUUAAUAAAGACAAUGGAGGAUUCGCUAUUAAAAUGUGAUGUUCACAACAACAAAAAACUGAAAAUGUUCUGCCAGGACCACAGUCAGCUGUGCUGCUCUGAUUGUGUUUUACUGAAUCACAGACAAUGUACCAACUUGGCUCUAAUUUCUGAAUCAGUCAACAAGCUGUCAGUGGAUAUGAAGCAGUUGUCAAACAAAAUUCAAGCAACUCUUGCUGAAUUAAAUAUGUACAAGAGAACACAAGAGAUCAGCAUUAAUUUCGUGGAGGAAUCGUGUAACGAAAAACUGCAAGAAAUCAGAGAGCUGGGUAAGAAAUUAAAUGCCGAUUUGGACCGACUGGAAAAUUCCACUUUGCAAGAACUAGAUGAAAUCAAGACCGCUUUGCAAACCACUCUCAAGAAAGAUAUUGCCAACUGCAGACGACUGAAGGAUGAACUGCAACACCUCAGAGAAGCUGUAGAGGACCUUUGUGAUAAGAGCAGAAAAAACAUUGAGUUCAUAGCCAGCAGGAAAUGCUUUGACAAGAUACACGAGUUUGAGUCAUAUCUGAAGGAGAACCCAGUAAAGGUUCAGAGUCAAAUGAUAUUCCAGACAAACAUUGACCUUGUGCAGUACCUGACUAAACAGUCUUGUCUAGGAAGGAUUCUCACAAUCAAGUUGAAUCCAGACCAGGUGUUGACUGUGAAGAGAAAGUCUGAGUAUAAUGUGAAAAUAUCAAGUGACACAAGUCAGACUUGCUAUGUAAUCGGCAUUUGCAGCAUUCCUUGUGGUCAAGUCAUUGUUGCAGAUCUCAAAAAUGAGAAAGUGAAACUGUUGGAUCAGCAUUACAAUGUUUCAAGUCACUGUGAUAUUGCUGGCAAACCAACGGACAUUUGCCAAAUCACAUCAAGUGAGGUGGCUGUGUCUCAAAAUAUUGGUGUUGUGCAGUUUAUAUCUGUGAGCAAUGGGCAGCUGGUGAAACGGCGGGAGUUAGAGUUGCCACAUGGCGCUGCAGGUAUUGCCCACCACCAGGGAGCAUUGUAUGUCACCUCUGGCAAUGCUCUCUACGCACUACGCACUUACAGGGACACGCAUAAAAAAGCUUUAUGAGAAUACAGAAUAUGAAUUUACAGUGGUCAAAUGUGCAGUGAGUCUUGCUGGUGACCGCAUAUAUGUCACCGGCGCCAAGAACAAGCUCCUUACACU